This is a messenger RNA of Bombina bombina (fire-bellied toad), 4553 nucleotides long. Its product is annotated as oocyte zinc finger protein XlCOF6-like. Gene Ontology annotation, biological process: regulation of transcription by RNA polymerase II. The transcript has 4 exons. The record is from RefSeq and is a predicted model, not a curated record. Gene Ontology annotation, molecular function: DNA-binding transcription factor activity, RNA polymerase II-specific; RNA polymerase II cis-regulatory region sequence-specific DNA binding. Bases 405 to 2357 code for a protein of 650 amino acids. NCBI's taxonomy places the organism in Eukaryota, Metazoa, Chordata, Amphibia, Anura, Bombinatoridae.
UGUCAGAGUGUCCUUUAGAGGCCGGAAUCUAGCUGCUACCGUAGCUCGGUGCUUCGACAUUGUCGAUAUGAUGUGUGCUGUUUUUUAGCUCUUUUGUCUAUUUUAAUAAAGAGCGACAUUGGUGAAGGAGGAGCCAGUCUGGACAUUUCUUUUUUUAAUUUGACUAGUCCAUAGGGCUCACCAACAGCAGUUGUUGAAUACUCGGAGAACGCUAACCUGGACUUUGAACCGGAAGUACAAGUGCAACACUCUCGGAGCAGCGGCGGUGAAGAAGGGAGCGGCACAACUGACAGGAGCUGCAUCUCGUACACGGCCAAAGCACUGAGAGAUAUCAGAUAUUAAUGUAACUGGAGUGAAUAAGGGAACCUUCUUCCUGAGCACAGGCAUUGGAGCCUGUUAUCAGCAUGAACUCAUAUGUGUUAGACAAACACUUGAAUAGUUCAUAUCCAUCCUUCACUACAGGAAGCAUCAGAAUGAUACCGCAAACUCCAAAAGUCUUAGACACCAAUGACUAUUCACAAACAUUGGGGAUAUCACAUCAGAUAUUUAAAGGAGAUAGUGAAUUGGCAGGAACUGGGCAGCAAUCAUUAUGUACAGAGAGUAAUUUAGUCAUCAAACAAGAGGACAACAUUAAUGCUUUAUCUAGUGAAAUGAUUAUCCCAGAGGAUAAACCACACACAUUUACCGAGUUUUCAAAACAUAUUAAAGAAGGGAAAAGUCUACAGUCUAGCCAAAUGAUUCAUACAAAGGAGAAACCUUUCAAAUCUUCAGACUGUGAGAAAAGCUUUAGAUGGAAAUCUAAUCUACUAGAGCACUACAAAAUUCAUACAGGUGAGAAACCACACACAUGUACUGAGUGCGGCAAAUGUUUUACACAAAUGAAUCAUCUGAAAAGUCAUAAAAAGAUUCACACAGGAGAAAAGCCUUUCACAUGUGCAGAGUGCGGAAAAAGUUUAAAACAAAAGCGUAAUCUGAAAAUGCAUGAAAGGAUUCACACAGGGGAAAAGCCGUUCACAUGUACAGAGUGUGGAAAAAGUUUUACACAAAAGAGUCAUCUGAAAAAUCAUGAAAAGAUUCACACAGGAGAAAAGCCUUUCACGUGUACAGAGUGUGGAAAAAGUUUUACACACAUGGAUCAUCUGAAAACUCAUAAAAUGAUUCACACAGGAGAAAAGCCUUUCACGUGUACAGAGUGUGAAAAAAGUUUUACAAAUAUGAGUAAUCUGAAAAUGCAUGAAAGGAUUCACACAGGGGAAAAGCCGUUCACUUGUACAGAGUGUGGAAAAAGUUUUACACGAAUGGAUUAUCUGAAAACUCAUGAAAUUAUUCACACCGGGGAAAAACCUUUCACAUGUACAGAGUGCGGAAAAAGUUUUAUUAAAAUGAGAAGUCUGAAAUAUCAUGAAAUGUUUCACACAGGAGAAAAACCUUUCACAUGUACAGAGUGUGGAAAAAGUUUUACACAUAUUAAUUGUCUGAAAACUCAUGAAAGGAUUCACACAGGGGAAAAGUCUUUCACAUGUAGAGAGUGUGGAAAAAGUUUUACAAAUAUGAGUAAUCUGAAAAUUCAUCAAAGGAUUCACACAGUGGUAAAGCCUUUCACUUGUACAGAGUGUGGAAAAAGUUUUACACGAAUGGAUUAUCUGAAAAGUCAUGAAAUGAUUCACACAGGGGAAAAGCCUUUCACAUGUACAGAGUGUGGAAAAAGUUUUAUACGAAUGGAUUAUCUGAAAAGUCAUGAAAUGAUUCACACAGGGGAAAAGCUGUUCACAUGUACAGAGUGUGGAAAAAGUUUUACGCAAAAGAGUCAUCUGAAAAAUCAUAAAAAGAUUCACACAAGAGAAAAGCCUUUCACAUGUACAGAGUGUGGAAAAAGUUUUAUAAAAAUGAGUCAUCUGAAAUAUCAUGAAAGGAUUCACACUGGAGAAAAACCUUUCACAUGUACAGAGUGUGGAAAAAGUUUUACAAAAAAGAGUAAUCUGAAAACUCAUGAAAGGAUUCACACAGGAGAAAAGCCUUUCACAUGUACAGAGUGCGGAAAAAGUUUUAUUAAAAUGAGUAGUCUGAAAUAUCAUGAAAUGUUUCACACAGGAGAAAAACCUUUCACAUGUACAGAGUGUGGAAAAAGUUUUACACAUAUUAAUUGUCUGAAAACUCAUGAAAGGAUUCACACAGGAGAAAAGCCUUUCACAUGUACAGAGUGUGGAAAAAGCUUUACACAUAUGAGAAAUCUGAAAAUGCAUGAAAGGAUUCACACAGGAGAAAAGCCUUUCACAUGUACAGAGUGUGGAAAAAGUUUUACAAAAAAGAGUCAUCUGAAAAUUCAUGAAAGGAUUCACAAGGGAAGAAACCUUUAACAUGUUUAGAAAGUAGGGUUGCUACCUUUAGCACAGCCGAUUCCCGACACUUUGCAAAUGGACGUGGUUGAGGAUGUGGUUAGGGGUGUGGCUCUACAUGACCUAAAGGGACAUUCCAGCCAAAAUUGGAAUCCACGUGUAUGCAUUUCAGUUUUGUGUAGAAGCAUUUUUGUAAUAUAUAUGUAUUAGAAAAAAUGCUUCUAAUAAGUUAUAUUUAAAAGUGUAUUUAAGUAUGCACCCUGCACCAGCAUUUUAAAUGCAGUACUUGCUCAGAGAGCCUAAGGUGCUUUUACCAUCUGGUAAUGACUCAAUUUGUUCAUUGCUGACAUGAUACAAGAUCCACUGGCACUAUGAGCAGCUGCAGUGUUUAAAAUGCUGGUGCACUGAGAGUAUCUAGCUAUGUUACACAUGCACGUGCAGAGAAAAAUAUCACUAAAAUUGUGAUAACUUUUGUUAGAAAUAUUUUUGCCUAUACAUGUUUAUUGCAAAUAUGUUUCUAUCCAAAGAUGUAGGUAGAUACAGACAUUUUAAACAGAUGGAUAGAAAACAGAUAGGCAUAAAGAGAUAGAUAAAUAGAUACAGACUAGUAGAUAGUUGCUUACAUAUAAACAGACCAACAGACCAAUAUAGACAGAUAAUAGACAGAUAUCAGAGAGACAGAGAGCAAGACAAAUAGACAGAGAUAAACAGACAGAAAGACAGAAAGAUAAGCAAGAAGAGACAUAAAAACAUAAUUUAUGUAAGAACUUACCUGAUAAAUUCAUUUCUUUCAUAUUAGCAAGAGUCCAUGAGCUAGUGACGUAUGGGAUAUACAUUCCUACCAGGAGGAGCAAAGUUUCCCAAACCUCAAAAUGCCUAUAAAUACACCCCUCACCACACCCACAAAUCAGUUUAACGAAUAGCCAAGAAGUGGGGUGAUAAGAAAAAAGUGAGAAAGCAUAAAAAAUAAGGAAUUGGAAUAAUUGUGCUUUAUACAAAGAAAUCAUAACCACCACAAAAAGGGUGGGCCUCAUGGACUCUUACUAAUAUGAAAGAAAUGAAUUUAUCAGGUAAGUUCUUACAUAAAUUAUGUUUUCUUUCAUGUAAUUAGCAAGAGUCCAUGAGCUAGUGACGUAUGGGAUAUAAAUACCCAAGAUGUGGAGCUUCCACGCAAGAGUCACUAGAGAGGGAGGGAUAAAAUAAAGACAGCCAAUUCCGCUGAAAAAAUAAUCCACACCCCAAAAUAAAGUUUUAAUCUUUAUAAUGAAAAAAACUGAAAUUAUAAGCAGAAGAAUCAAACUGAAACUGCUGCCUGAAGUACUUUUCUACCAAAAACUGCUUCAGAAGAAGAAAACACAUCAAAAUGGUAGAAUUUAGUAAAAGUAUGCAAAGAAGACCAAGUGGUUGCUUUGCAAAUCUGAUCAACCGAAGCUUCAUUCCUAAACGCCCAGGAAGUAGAAACUGACAUUGUAGAAUGAGCUGUUAUCCUUUGAGGCGGAGUUUUACCCGACUCGACAUAAGCAUGAUGAAUCAAAGAUUUUAACCAAGAUGCCAAAGAAAUGGCAGAAGCCUUCUGACCUUUCCUAGAACCGGAAAAGAUAACAAAUAGACUAGAAGUCUUUCGGAAAUCCUUAGUAGCUUCAACAUAAUAUUUCAAAGCUCUAACUACAUCCAAAGAAUACAACGAUCUUUCCUUAGAAUUCUUAGGAUUAGGACACAAUGAAGGAACCACAAUUUCUCUACUAAUGUUGUUAGAGUUCACAACUUUAGGUAAAAAUUUAAAUGAAGUUCGCAACACCGCCUUAUCCUGAUGAAAAAUCAGAAAAGGAGAUUCACAAGAAAGAGCAGAUAACUCUGAAACUCUUCUAGCAGAAGAGAUGGCCAAAAGGAACAAGACUUUCCAAGAAAGUAAUUUAAUGUCCAGAGAAUGCAUAGGUUCAAACGGAGGAGCUUGUAAAGCCCUCAGAACCAAAUUCAAACUCCAAGGAGGAGAGAUAGACUUAAUAACAGCUUUGAUACGAACCAAAGCCUGAACAAAACAAUGAAUAUCAGGAAGAUUAGCAAUCUUUCUGUGAAACAACACAGAAAGAGCAGAAAUUUGUCCUUUCAAAGAGCUUGCAGACAAAUAAAAAAUUUGCGCCAAAAAAGUCUGCGCCAAAAAUGACGCAAUAAAAUGAAGCAUUUCUUCUGUUAUGUGUGAUCAGUCCACGGGUCAUC